AUGAAUGCAUGGAGCGGGGAAGGACUCGAGAACAACCAGAAUACACAACAUGCAAACAACAGUCUGCCAGACUUGUUGAGGGCAGGUCCACCCCAUGGAUAUACACCAAGUAGCUCGCAGGAAGCAUUGAGGCCCCAAGCAACUGGCACGAACCCGUUUCUGAACAAGCAAAGGACUGGAAGCUCAAAUGCUGGAUCAGCUACUGGGCACGAAAGCAGUGCCGAUGCUUGGGGAGAGUACGAUACGCCCGCUCCUCCUACAACUGCUCCACCACCGCCCCCAGUGCCUCAUGAUUCCAUCCCUCCCUCCGAACAAUUCGAACACCUCCCAGUCUCCGAACCCAGCACAAAUCCUUGGCAGCCGGCCCUAGAUAAACAAGCAACAGGCCAAGCACCACCACCAAUCCCGCCAAUGCAGAGGCAGGAUUCUGGAAACGAUGUUUGGUCUGGCCCUCCUGCUAGAGAGGCACCGCAGCUACCUCCAGUCGAUUCAUCACAACCCGUUCUCAUCAAUCUCGAAGAGCCUGAAUCUCCAGCUUGGGAUGAGGAUGAUGACGAGCCAGCUGUACAUGAAAUGCCAGCGGACAAUGUGGCAGAAAAUCAGCAAAUGCAUGAGGAUCAGCAUGCGUGGGACGACCAGACUGCGGGACAUCCUUUACAACAACAUCCAGUGACAACUAUACAGCACAUUCCACCAACACUAGUUGACGAUGACCCUAUACAACAAGGCGACGGCUGGAACAUGGUUGACCAUGACCCUUUAUCAAUUGGCUCUCAGCAGAAUGGGGUGAUUACAGGCUCUGGAGAGGAUAUUGCUACAUAUGCCGGCGGAGAACAGGAGUAUGCGCCACCACUUCCACCCAGGACUUCUCAAGAACACCCACCAGCUCAGCCUCCACGGCCAGUCGUUGAUACCGCACAUAACCGAAGUACUUCAUCAAUUACCAGUCCGACAGCAGCUGCUCGUAAGCAGAAGAAAGAAACGUACGAGAUUAAGAGGAUUACUUGGCACGAUGUUAGUGCUGCUGAAAAUCCCCGAGUCUCACCGAUAUUAGUGCAGAAUGCCAACGGUCCUUGUCCCCUCUUGGCCUUGGUCAACGCAUUGACACUUUCCACACCUGCACAUGUUGAGACAGCUUUGGUAGAGACAUUGAGAUCUCGUGAGCAAGUCAGUUUGGGGCUGCUCCUAGAUGCUGUAUUUGAUGAGCUUAUGUCUGGUCGACGAGGAGAUGCUGCACAGGAUUUACCCGAUGUUAGCGAUCUGUACUCAUUCCUCAUCACACUUCAUACCGGCAUGAAUGUCAAUCCGCGCUUCUUCCCUCCUCCUGCCACAAGGACGUCUGGUGAUAUUCGAAGGUCGAUGACACAUGUUCAUCCCAGCGAAAGGGAAGCAUUACUUCCUGGCACUUUUGAAGAAACAAGAGAGAUGAAGCUGUACAGCACCUUCUCUAUCCCGCUCAUUCACGGUUGGUUGCCAGAACGGGAUUCCUCAGCUUUUACUGCUCUUGAUCGAUCUGCAAAAUCAUAUGAGGAUGCUCAGAAUCUCAUGUUCCAUGAAGAAGAAUUGGAGGACAAACUUAUGCGAGAGGGACUUAGCUUCGAGGAGCAAGCUACUUUGGAAGACAUUGCCACUAUCAAAGCCUUUUUCGCUAGCAAUGCAACUCAACUGACUCCUUACGGACUGGACAGAAUUACCACUUCAGUAGGACCUGGUUCUGUAGCAAUUCUGUUCCGAAAUGAUCACUUUUCAACUUUAUAUCGUCAUCCAGAUACGUUGCAACUGCUCCAACUCGUCACAGAUAUGGGUUACGCAGGUCAUGAAGAGGUGGUUUGGGAAUCCUUGAUCGAUGUAAAUGGAGAAAAUGCAGAGUUCUUCUCGGGCGAUUUUAGACUUGUUGGUGGUGCUUCCUCAACAUCUCCUCCCGCUCCUACCCAGUCGAAUGAUGGCUGGACAACGGUGACCGGACGUCGAAAUCAAAAUCAACCAUCUCACGAACCUAACCUAAGCACUGCUGGCUUUGAUGAUAACAUUCCUACAACGCCUCGAUCUCCCAAUACGGAACAGGAAGAUCAUGAUCUUGCUUUAGCUCUUCAACUCCAAGAAGAGGAAGAAGAGCGUCAUCGAAGUGAAAUUGCGCGUCGGAGGAGAGAGACUGAGCUCAGUCAGCAAUACAUCGAACAGCAAGGCCAAGGGCAAAAUAUCCCCGUCUCUCAACGUGGAGGUUCUGCUCCACGUGGUCAAGGACGAGGACGAGGUCGCGGCAAUCCACCACCCCAGACCCCGCAAGAAGCUCGGCCAGCCAUCCCACCACGACGAAAUAAUCCAGGUGGCCAAGUCCUCAAUGCAGCUGGCCAGCCCGUCGACCCAGAAGCCGGCGUCGAUGCUCCUCCACCUAGCUACGAGCAAGCUGCGAAUCAAGCUGCAUACAAUCCACCUGUAGAUCACCCUGCUCAUCCGAGCGCAAGUCCGAAUGGAACCGCAAAUGGGAGAAGGAUGAGUGCCUAUACAGCCAACUCGCAGGGCGUGGCGAGCGGAUCGAGGAAUAACAGGAGGCAGACUGGGUCUGGGCCGACGCUCAUUGAGCAGAUUCCCGGGAGGAGAGCGACGAGCGGGAGUAUGGAGGCUGGGACGACGUCGAGGGACAAGGACUGUGUUGUUAUGUGA
Messenger RNA from Mollisia scopiformis, 2664 nucleotides. RefSeq lists its product as uncharacterized. Gene Ontology annotation, biological process: protein K48-linked deubiquitination. Lineage: Eukaryota; Fungi; Ascomycota; Leotiomycetes; Helotiales; Mollisiaceae. The record is from RefSeq and is a predicted model, not a curated record. Gene Ontology annotation, molecular function: cysteine-type deubiquitinase activity; cysteine-type carboxypeptidase activity; K48-linked deubiquitinase activity. The coding region runs from base 1 to 2664 and encodes 887 amino acids. Gene Ontology annotation, cellular component: cytosol; cell periphery. The transcript has 2 exons.